GAAUACAUAUAUUUACAACCGAUAAUCCAUACGUUUAAAAAGUUAAUAGCUGGAUAUGCAACAUGAUUGAAAUUUCAAGAAUUCGACAAAGAACAAAAUAAAAGCUGUAGGCGACGUUUUGUGCCGAAUAUAGGCUAAUUGCAUACAUACGGGAUUGAUGUUUUUAGAACUGUACCAACAGUGCGGGGAGAACUCGGCGAGAUCGGUCUUUCAGGUCUGCGAGAAUGACUAAGCAUAUUUAUCGGGAAAACGCAAAAGACAGGGGAAUCCGGGCGUUUUCGAGACUAUUCCGUUCUCGGGCGUGAAAAACCACCGGCUCGGGGAUAGCUAUGGAUGGAAAGAGAUCGAUCAAAAUGGAUCCGCUCUCACCUGGCCCAUGUCUAGACAUUAGCGACGACGAGCUCGUUACGAUAUCGGUGCGGGACUUGAACAGGCAGUUGAAGCUACGCGGGCUGUCCCGAGAGGAGAUCGUACGUAUGAAGCAACGGAGACGCACCCUGAAGAACAGGGGCUAUGCAGCCAGCUGUCGCAUAAAGCGCAUCGAGCAGAAGGACGAAUUGGAGUCUGAGAAGACCCAGGAGUAUCGCGACAUGGAAAAUAUGCAGGAGGACAACAAUCGUAUGAGGGAAGAGAUAGAAUCCUGGCAUUCAAAGUACCAAGCGCUGAAAAAAUUUGCCCAGGAAAAGAAGAUCAUUAUUCCACCUGAUCUGGAAAACAUGUAAAAAAGUUCGGAGAUAUACCGAUUAGCUAUACAUAUAUUUAUAUAUAUUGACAAUAGGAUGGUUUGGUGAAUGUUUUAACGUUGCAAUUGUGUUCUACAAAUUCUCCUUCUACUUUGUAGAGUUGUAGAAAAGACUUUAUUUUGUACAUAUAACUUAGAAUUCAAAUUAUCCUCUAGGUAUUUUAAAUUAUACAAAUAUCGUACCUACUACCACAAUACUAUAUAAAAUAGUUCUCUGAUUUAGCAUGUAAGAAUAUAUAGGAAAUAUUGUAAGAGAGCAUCGAGCUAUGGGACAAUGGGUGGAGAAUAUGGCAGUUCCAUUGAUUUUUCAUGCAUCUUCAUUUUCAGUACAUAAUAAAUGUAUUAAUCUGCUAA
Temnothorax curvispinosus is the source of this 1096-nucleotide messenger RNA. RefSeq names its product transcription factor MafG-like. The transcript has 2 exons. The record is from RefSeq and is a predicted model, not a curated record. The coding region runs from base 330 to 722 and encodes 130 amino acids. Gene Ontology annotation, biological process: regulation of transcription by RNA polymerase II. Gene Ontology annotation, molecular function: RNA polymerase II cis-regulatory region sequence-specific DNA binding; DNA-binding transcription factor activity, RNA polymerase II-specific. Gene Ontology annotation, cellular component: nucleus. Lineage: Eukaryota; Metazoa; Arthropoda; Insecta; Hymenoptera; Formicidae.